Messenger RNA from Caenorhabditis briggsae, 216 nucleotides. It is a transcript of the gene Cbr-cnc-8, whose product is annotated as Protein CBR-CNC-8. The transcript is spliced from 2 exons. NCBI's taxonomy places the organism in Eukaryota, Metazoa, Nematoda, Chromadorea, Rhabditida, Rhabditidae. The record is from RefSeq and is a predicted model, not a curated record. Bases 1 to 216 code for a protein of 71 amino acids.
AUGAACUUCAAUUUCUUUAUUGCACUGCUUGCCACCCUUGUUGGGCUUGCCAGCGCUCAAUGGGGAGGUUAUGGUGGAGGAUAUGGAGGAGGAUACGGAGGAUAUGGACGACCAUGGGGACCACGACCAUGGGGACCAAGACCAUGGGGACCACGACCAACUGUUAUUGAGAAGACUGUCAUCAUCAGGCAAGGACCAUGGGCCCAUAAGGUCUAG